Molecule: messenger RNA, 1344 nt
Organism: Hippocampus zosterae (dwarf seahorse)
Lineage: Eukaryota; Metazoa; Chordata; Actinopteri; Syngnathiformes; Syngnathidae
Gene: sap30bp
Product: SAP30 binding protein
Exons: 9
Coding region: 15-953 (312 amino acids)
Biological process (GO): regulation of DNA-templated transcription
Cellular component (GO): nucleus
Source: RefSeq, a predicted model, not a curated record
GCUACAGCAUCGUAAUGACGUAUUUUGUCUGCGCCCAACGGCGAGGCGACAUUCACGAAACGAUGGCGAGUGGUAAAAAGAGUGCACUUCUUUCUUCUCUGGCGGAUUAUGGAGACGAUUCGGAGCCCGACGACUCUGACCCCGAACCAGAAGAGAUGGAAGAGGAGCAUGAUGCCGCAGGAACAGGCGGGCUUGUGUUCGGCUACGGCGAAGAGGACCUCAAUCGAACGGAGGAUGUUGUUGAGAAGGAAUCUGAAAAUGAAGACAGCAGAGAGAGUAACUCGGUAUCAGAAGUCGAAACCAAGGAUCCAAAUGAACUCGUCGCUCUCUUCUCAGAGAAGGUGAGAAACAUGUCACCUGAUGAGAUCAGAAUCCCACCCGAGCCCCCGGGACGCUGCUCCAGCCAACUACAGGAGAAGAUCAACAAGCUGUAUGAAAGGAAGCUCCACGGAGAUUUUGACACCAAUAGCCACAUUCAGAAGAACAAAGAAUUCAGAAAUCCAAGCAUUUACGAGAAGCUCAUUCAGUUCUGCGGUAUCGACGAACUCGGCACCAACUACCCCAAAGAUAUGUUUGAUCCUCACGGCUGGUCAGAGGAGUCCUACUACGAAGCUCUCGCGAAAGCACAGAAAGUGGAAAUGGACAAGCUGGAAAAAGCCAAAAAGGAGCGGACCAAGAUCGAGUUUGUCACGGGUACAAAGAAGGGCACCAAUCAAUCCAACACAUCAGCGUCAACCACAAAUAGCAGCAGCACAACCAGUACAUCCACAGAUGCUCAGAAGAGGAAGAGCAAGUGGGACUCGGCCAUCCCCGUGACCGUAGCCCAAUCCACGCUCAUCACCACCACCACGGCCACCUUGCCGGCCGUCGUUUCCGUGACGACCACAGCCAGCGGCACCAAAACCACCGUCAUAUCGGCGGUGGGCACCAUCGGAAAGAAAACCAAACAGUGAGCCGGCGAUGGGAAGCCGGCGUGGCCCGAGUGGUCCCGCGCUCGUUACACACAUCAUGGCGAAGCGUAAAUGAGGGUAGGGGGGGACACGUGGACUGUUUAUUAGACUUGACUACCUUCUUUCUCUGGGAUUGUGAGUUGCAGUUUAUCGUGAGGACGGACGAAACGACUCAGCGCAACUCGUCAUUGUUUUGCUGCAAGUAAUUUUGGUUUUCGCUUGUUGGCGGCAGUGAGAUUAAAAAAAAGUGGAAUACGUGGCUUAAAUGUAAAUGAGAAAUGAGGCAUCGUGCCUCUUGUUGCAAAAAAGCAUUUUUGUGGACAUGACUUUUUUUUAUAAUAUUAUAUGUAAAUAUAUUUCAGGUGAAUAAAUGGAUCAGAUCUUGCCUUUUCAA